Messenger RNA from Cladophialophora yegresii CBS 114405, 1557 nucleotides. Its product is annotated as bleomycin hydrolase. Lineage: Eukaryota; Fungi; Ascomycota; Eurotiomycetes; Chaetothyriales; Herpotrichiellaceae. The record is from RefSeq and is a predicted model, not a curated record. Gene Ontology annotation, cellular component: cytoplasm. The transcript has 2 exons. Gene Ontology annotation, molecular function: cysteine-type aminopeptidase activity. Gene Ontology annotation, biological process: L-homocysteine catabolic process; proteolysis; response to toxic substance. Bases 1 to 1557 code for a protein of 518 amino acids.
AUGGGCAAUUCACAAAGCUCACCGAAGCUCAAUGAGCCCGCCGUGGAGAAGCUCUUGGUACAACAACUCCAAGCCCUCCGGACUCGGGAUGUCCUGCACCAACACGAAGUCGAACAUGAGUACAUCCAAGUCGAAAGCGAGAAGGGUAUUCCUCGAUCCUUCUCGACCGAUCCAUCGCUCGACAUCAAAACGGCCUCGGAAUGGGAGAAGGAACUCCUCGCCGACCCAAAGAAUCGGCUGGCAUUGAACGCCCUGCUCUCCAAUAACAUCCGCGAUAUCGUCUCGAACAAGGUCUCGACCCUUUCCGACACUCAGACCUUCAAUGUCAAGAUCCCGUUUGAGGGCUCGCCUGUGACCAACCAGCGCAGCUCAGGCAGGUGCUGGCUCUUCGCGACGACAAACGUCCUGCGCGUGCCCAUCAUGAAGAGAUACAACCUCAAGGAAUUCGAGCUGUCCCAGGCGUACUUGUUCUUCUGGGACAAGAUGGAGAAGGCGAACUGGUUUCUCGAGCAAAUGAUCGACACGGCGGGUAAAGACCUGGACGAACGCAUUGUGCAGGAACUGUUAGGCGCACCAGUGAACGAUGGCGGCCAAUGGGACAUGGCGAGCAAUUUGGUGGAGAAGUACGGGCUGGUCCCUCAAAAACUUUACCCGGACAGCUACAACGCCAUGAACUCCUCGGCCAUGGGCAGCAUCAUCACCACCAAACUCCGGGAAGACGGCCUGGCCCUCCGUGCCCUCGUCAACAAUAGUAGCACCGCCAAAAAGUCUUCCUCGAUAGUGUUGGCAAAGGCGAAAAUGAUGCGCGAAAUCCACUGCAUUCUCACCCUCAUGCUCGGUCCACCCCCCAAACCAGACCAGAAGUUCACCUGGGAAUACUACGACAGCAGCGACAAGUACCAUAAAUCAACCCUCACGCCGCUGGAAUUUGCCAAGUCCAUGUCUUCACCAGCUGUCAUCCGAAGCCUCGGAGGCACAGACGUGUCGCAGAUGUUUUCGCUGGUGAAUGAUCCGCGAAACAAGUAUAUGUCCUUGCUUACCGUUUCGCGACUGGGCAACGUCGUCGGUGGACGACCCAUCACGUACGUGAAUGUCGACAUGACGACCAUGAAAAAGGCGGCAAUCAACAUGCUUAGAGCCGGCGUGCCCGUCUUCUUCGGCAGCGACGUGGGGAAAUUCUCAAACUCGCAGUCCGGCAUCAUGGAUCCGGAUCUCUACGAUUACGGCCUUGCAUUCAACAUUUCUCUGAAUUUGUCCAAGUCUCAGCGGCUCCGAGUCCGAGAAAGCGCAAUGACGCACGCGAUGGUCCUGACAGCCGUGCAGGUCGAGAGGGAUGAAAAAACGGGUGAAGACAAGAGCGUCCGGUGGCGUGUUAUGAAUUCUUGGGGCGAGAACGCUGGUGAUAAGGGGUACUUCGUCAUGACGGAUAAGUGGAUGGACGAGUUUGUGUAUCAGGUUGUCGUGGAACCCGGGUUUGUGGGCAAGGAUGUCAAGGAGAUCUUGAAGACCGAGCCGACGGUAUUACCUCUGUGGGAUCCAAUGGGUGCGUUGGCUUGA